Drosophila innubila is the source of this 1528-nucleotide messenger RNA. RefSeq names its product NSFL1 cofactor p47 (gene p47). Gene Ontology annotation, biological process: proteasome-mediated ubiquitin-dependent protein catabolic process; nuclear membrane reassembly; membrane fusion. Gene Ontology annotation, molecular function: ubiquitin binding. Lineage: Eukaryota; Metazoa; Arthropoda; Insecta; Diptera; Drosophilidae. The coding region runs from base 109 to 1305 and encodes 398 amino acids. The record is from RefSeq and is a predicted model, not a curated record. The transcript is spliced from 5 exons. Gene Ontology annotation, cellular component: cytosol; nucleus.
UAAUACUUUUUUUGUGGAGUCACACUGAUUUUUUGUCUAUCAUUAUCGUUUACUUGGAUUUUAAUUUAUUUUGUUUUCGCACAGAAAUAUACAUAGAAAAUCGUAAGAAUGGCCGCUCGCGGCGAUCUAAUUGCACAAUUCAUUGAAAUAACUGGCACCGAUGAAAAUACAGCCAAAUUCUACUUAACCAGUUGCGACUGGGAUAUUGAGCAAGCACUUGGCAACUACUGGAGUACACAGUCCGACAUGCCUGCCGCUCCAACUGUCGCUGCGUCAUCAGAGAAUCCGACGCCGACACCGGCAACAACUUCGAGCACGGCAAAGGCUACGGCUACGGCCACAAAAGCUGCUACGGCGGCAAGUGCUGCUCCACCCAAGGGCACUGCUGCUAAACCAAAGUUUGCCACGCUUAGUGACAUGUCCAAGCAGCCGAAUAAUGAUGAAGAUCAUCAGGCCUUUUAUGCUGGCGGCUCGGAUCGCUCGGGACAACAAGUGUUGGGACCCGCUAAGCGUAAGAAUUUCCGUGAACAACUCACCGACAUGAUGCGUUCGGCUCAGGAGCAGAACAUAGCUGAAGUUGGAGUGGGUCCAUCGACGAGCGGAACAGCAAACGCCAGUGGCAGUGUCUGGGGACAAGGCAUGCGUCUGGGCAUGACGGACACCGACCACACCGCAGUGGGUGUCAAUCGCGGUGCACAGCCGGCGGAAAACAAACCCGUAGUGGUACUUAAGCUAUGGAGCCAAGGAUUCUCAAUUGAUGGCGGUGAGCUGCGUCUCUAUGAUGAUCCACAAAACAAGGAAUUUCUGGAGACAGUUAUGCGAGGGGAAAUACCUCAAGAAUUGUUGGAAAUGGGACGCAUGGUAAAUGUUGAUGUUGAGGAUCAUAGACAUGAGGAUUUCAAGCGUCAGGCAGCGCCACAAACCUUCAAGGGCUCAGGACAGAAGCUUGGCAGUCCCGUGGGCAAUAUUGUCAUGAAUAAAGAUCCCGUCGCUGCGUCUGCCGUCGCUCCCGGAGAUGUGGCCAAUCAGGAGGCUAGUGCGCGUGAUGAACUCAAUUUAAAUGCUGAGGCUCCUUUGACUACACUGCAAAUUCGUCUAGCAGAUGGUUCCCGUUUGGCGGCUCAAUUCAAUUUGACACACACCGUCUCGGACAUACGUCGUUUUAUACAAACCGCACGUCCGCAAUAUUCGAAUAGCAACUUUGUGUUGGUUUCCUCGUUUCCAACACGCGAGCUAAGCGAUGAUGAUUCCACAAUUGAGAAGGCUGGCCUCAAGAAUGCUGCAUUGAUGCAGCGCCUUAAAUAAGUUAGCAAUGCCUCACCAGGAUAAGAGUGAAUAGUUCCGAAUUAAUAUGGAGAAGGAAGGGCAUUGAAACUACAUACAAAUAAUACUAAUAAUAACAAUGGAUAUGGUGCAUUCAAUGGGCGAUACAUGAAUACAACUACAACAUUCGAAAAACACAUUGUAUUGCCUAUUUGAUGUUUUAUAAUUGUCUAUUUAUUAUUGUAAAAUAUAUAAUUCAAUCGUA